Messenger RNA from Linum trigynum, 3262 nucleotides. The record is from the annotation of a GenBank genome assembly. NCBI's taxonomy places the organism in Eukaryota, Viridiplantae, Streptophyta, Magnoliopsida, Malpighiales, Linaceae.
CGUGAUGAAAUACAGGCCCAUCAAGGUUUCUGCAUUUUUAUUAAUAAAUAAAUAAAAAACGCAAUUGAACGAAAUAUCAAGAAAAAUGGUAGUACAAGGCUUUUUUUUUUACAAUUACCUAAAAUCUAAAUAUAGUGGGAGAAUGGGAGCGUGCUAUUCGCCGCCGUGCGACUUGCCGAUAACGGCCACUCCGCCAACGUGGCCCGCCGGAAACGGACCGUGGCCAUGAUGGGGCUUCAAAACCACCUCGGUGGGCUAUGCGAUGCUAUUCGCCAAUUUGGGUUCUCCUUUACUCGUUCUCUAUCCACUUUGCACAAUCGCCAAACCCUAAUCUGUUGUCGCUUAUUAUGGUUGCGGUGAUUCCAGUGGUCUUUGGCGAUGAUGAUCUCGUUGCUGGGGUUGAGCGCAGUGAUCUCUCCCUCAUAGGGAGGGUUAUUGGGCCCGCUCAUCCCCUUCGUAAUCUCCAGACUACUCUUGGACGCCUUUGGAAAUGUUUCGGCGCGAUUUCCAUUCUUCCGGCUCCGAAAGGGCUGUUGCAGUUCGUCUUCCCGACGGAAGCUGAUAUGAACGGGAUUCUGAGGGAGGCGCCGUGGUUCCUUCCUAAGUUCCUUGUCAAUAUGGUUCCUUGGGUGACGGUUACCCCUGAAGUGGCUGAACAAUUGUGGCGAGUCCAUCUUCAACUCCAAUUAUGGGAUAUUCAUCCGCUCUGCUGUACUCGCAAGGUGGGGACAUUGCUAGGCCUAGCCCUAGGUAAGAGUGACCCGGCUGCGGUUCACAAGGAGGUGGUUUCAGGGGAACUCUAUAUCCACUCCAAGGUCUGGAUUGAUGCUCGUUAUCCGCUCCCGGUGUCAGUCUCUACCUCUCACGAGAAGGUCGGCAAAGGUGGCUUCACAGCGACUAUCAAAUACAAAAGACUCUCUCAAUUUUGUUACCUGUAUGGGAUCCUAGGCCACAUUGGUCAACAAUGUCCUCGGCGAGAAGAACUUGUUGGGAUGGUGACCCCGUACAGUAAGGAACUUGUGUCGAAGAGAUCUGGCCCAAAGGUGAAUGAACGUACUCUGCUUAGUCGGAAACAAUACACUUGGGUGCGUCAGGUUAAGGAAGGGGACGAGAAGCACGGUGGCCAUACCAGUCGUGGUCUCUUGUCAGCAAUGCCUCAGGCCAAUCCUUCUUUUGCUCCUGUUAUCGAGGCUGGCCACCUGCUCCUAACUGCUAGAACGUCGUCGACCGUUCCAAUGGUGACUCCGCAGGGGGCGGCCUUGCCAUUCAGCAGCCUGCCUCAUUGGUUCGUGAUACAUCACUGCUUGAUGGUGCGAUAAAGAUGUCUUUAGCGUCCAAGAAAGCUCUUGUCGACUCGAUGGAUACCUCUGGUGUCAAAGUGGAUGAAUCUGCGGUGGAGACAACCAGCCCAAACUGGUCCCAGCAACCGCGAUGAGCAUGGUGGUAUGGAAUUGUCAGGGCUUGGGGUCUCCCCUGACAAUUCCUUCAUUGUUUGGGGCCAUUUGUCGCUUUUCUCCGUCGAUUGUCUUUCUCAGUGAAACUAAGCACGAAGAUGACUUUGUACAUAAGAAGCUUAGGCGUUUAGGGUAUCAUUUUAUCCAUUGUGUCUCCCCUGUUGGUAGAACAGGAGGCUUAGCUCUUGUGUGUUCGUCUUCUGUUAAUUGUCGAGUCUUAGAUGAAGUUGGAUUCUUCAUGUUUGUGGAAUGUCAGCAUGUAGUUUGGGGCACCUUGGGAGUCAUAUUUGUUCACUUGCAUUGUGAUGCAAAUAUUCGUCUUUCUCAAUUUAAUGAACUAUUGCAUUUGUGUUCGUCUUACACCAUGCCUAAGAUUGUUGUAGGUGAAUUUAAUUGCCUGCUCCAAGCAUCAGAGAAAAUUGGUGGCAGAACUCCUUCCUUGUGCUCCGUGACUUCAUUGACUCGGCAGGCUUGCUAGACUUGGGAUUUAAGGGUCCACCAUUCACUUGGUCUAACCGUCAAUGAGUGGCUACUCAUAUUUUAGAGAGACUAGAUAGGGGUUUGGUUUCUACUAAUCUCUUGAAUCUGUGGCCUAAUAUGCAGGUCACUCACUUGACCGAUCUAGGGUCGGAUCACCAGAUCUUGCUGCUCCAACUGAUUCCAACAUCAGGAAAGGGCAAACCAAGAUUUCAUUAUGAUCGUCGUUGGUGCACUAACAAUGAUGCCAGGGCGAUUGUAGCUCGUGUUUGGCGGUCGAGUGCCACAGAGACUCUCCAAUUUCAAAUGUUCUCCCUUUUCAAAGAGGUACGCCAUCAACUUGUUCACUGAGCGAGGCUUGGCACUACGAAUUCAGCUCGGCAAAUCAGAGAGAUGCGGGAAGCCAUUCAAUUUGAACGCGACAAACUGCCGACGGAUUGGGACACCAUUAAAAGCUUGGAAUCUCAGCUUUCAGUUGCCUAUCUUCAGGAGGAAGCUUAUUGGAAACAAAAGUCUCGAACAAACUGGUUGCAAAAGGGGGAUGCUAACUCCAAGUACUUCCAUAUCACCACUACUCAGCACCGGCGGCACAACUUAGUAGAGGUACUUCGAGAUGACUCUGGGAGCCCUCAUUUUGAUGUGCCUGCAAAAGGGACUAUCUUUGUGGGUUUCUUCCACACUCUUUUUCUUUCAAAUGGGAAUUCCCCAAGCUUCCUUAUGCAUGCGCUGGGCAUCCAGCCGAAGAUCACUGCUGGACAUAAUGCUUUUCUCUAGGCUACUAUAACUCGGGAAGAGAUCAGAGCGGCCGCAUUCAGUAUAGGACCGGGCAGGCACCGGGUUCCGAUGGCCUGACUGGGGCUUUCUUCCAGACUUAUUGGGACGUCAUUGAAGACUUGGUAUGCAGGGAAGCCUUAUCCUUUUUCAGAACAGGAAUAUUGCUGCAGAAUUUCAACCACUCUAACAUCACUCUGAUUCCGAAGGUUCCGAAUGCAGAACUUAUGUGACAGAUGCGUCUGAUUAACCUCUUCCAGGUUUUCUACAAGAUCCUCUCCAAGGUUCUUACCUCACGUCUUGUUGUUGUUCUUCCCUCUGUGAUCUCUAAUACUCAGAAUAGCUUCAUCAAGGGCCGAGAUAUAUCUGACAACAUUCUUAUAGCCCAGGAGGUGAUGCAAUUCUUGAAAACAAAAUCACAAGGUCGGGAUAGGUGGAUGGCCUUAAAACUCGAUAUGGAAAAGCAUACGAACGGGUUGAAUGGGAUUUCCUCUUUGCAGUCAUGGAAGCUCUGAGAUUUAACGAUCAAUGGAUGAAAUAGAUAAAGGUCUACGUCACAA